Molecule: messenger RNA, 4031 nt
Organism: Nanorana parkeri
Lineage: Eukaryota; Metazoa; Chordata; Amphibia; Anura; Dicroglossidae
Product: alpha-2-macroglobulin-like
Exons: 30
Molecular function (GO): endopeptidase inhibitor activity
Source: RefSeq, a predicted model, not a curated record
UGUCAGUCAUCUGCUGACAUCAUGUUCUGGAGGGAGAGAUGGCUCCUGUGCGCCUUGUUGCUCCUGGGCUUCGUUGCUGGAGGGAGAUCGGAGCUCCAAUAUGUCCUGAGCUCACCUGCCUCUUUGCUUAGUGGUGAGACGGGAAAGGCCUGCGUGAACAUUGUGGGCAACACAGAAAAGUUGGAUGUAAGUCUGAUAUUGCAGCAUGAAGGAAAGAACACAACCAUUAUUGGAGAAGAUGUCUCCUUGCCUUCAUACUUCCAGUGUGCUGAUUACAAGUUCCCCACAGUUUACCUACGGGAUCCUUCAAGGACCAGGAUCAAGCAAUGGCGAAACCAAGAAACGCAGCGUGGGGUGUUGUCAAUGGAGUUCCCGCUGAUCAAAGAUGCACCUGUCGGUUCCUACAGCGUCAUAGCUGAGAGAGAAUCCAGUUAUUCCAUGUCACAAUAUUUUACAGUGGAAGAAUAUGUGCUGCCCAGGUUCAGUGUGGCCGUGGAUGUCCCAGACACGAUCUCUGCAUUGCAAGGUGUUCUGAAGUUCUCAAUCUCUGCAAUGUACACCUAUGGUGAGCCAGUGGCUGGCAAAGUCACGAUGCUAUAUUGUAAACAGUCCGGUUUGUACGGCAGACGCCAGAACUGCCUCGGAGAGAAAGGAGAGGUCUGCUCCAAUAUGACAGGAGAGCUCAGUCGUGAAGGGGUUUACAACGGUGCCAUAGACAUGUCUGGACGUUCCAUGGGGUUGACGGAAAUGUUCGUGCGACUAGAGUUUAUAAUUACUGAGGAUGGAACAGGAAUCCAAGUUUCAAAUUCCCGUUAUGUGUGGGUCACCACCCAACCAGCAAGGCUUAACUUUGACUACAGUGCCAUGAAUCGGCACUACAAACGGGGUAUUCAAUAUCCUAUUGUGGCACGACUAGUUGAUGAGCAAGAAAAGCCAAUUCCAAACGAAGACGUUGAAAUAGAGCUCAACCAGAAUCUGAUUGGGACUGUGAAGACUGACUCUGAUGGGAAAAUAGAGUAUGGGAUGGACACAUCUGAUAUGGUGGCAACAAACUUUACAGUCCGGAUCAGUUAUAAGAACCCCGAUCAGUGUUAUUAUGCCGACUGGAGGGACACAGACUAUCCGACAGCUGAAUACACGGCUUUCCGUUUCUACUCUCGAACGGGUAGCUUCAUUCAGGCAAAGCGCAUACGAGGAGAAUUAAAAUGUGGGCAGAGCAAUAAUUUUGAGAUGCAGUAUGCCAUGAGCCGGGAUGGCGUCGGAGAGAAAGCAACUUCAGUCAGAUUCUAUUAUCUAGUCAUGGCCAGAUCGAAGAUUAUUCACGCCGGUCACCAAGAUGCUGAUUUGACCAGCUCAAUGAAUGGCUCUGUUAACAUCCCUCUCUCUGUGUCUGCGGACAUGGCGCCCAAUGCCAACCUGGUUGUAUUCAGCAUCUUGAAGGGAGAAGUUGUUGUUGAGAAAGUCGAUAUGGACAUAGAGAAGUGCUUCAAAAACAAAGUUGACAUGGCUUUCUCAGAAGAGAAGGGGAUGCCGGGAGCCACCGCUCUCCUGGGUCCUUAUGUUUUCUUGAAUACUGCAACUACAAGAUUUUCCAACUUUCUUCUGUCCACCUGGAAUUUUUGGGUGUUGCAUCACACCCUUUGGAUGUUCUUGUCCACCUCACAUAUCCAUGGCUUAUUUUCCUACUGGUCCUAUGGCUACAAUAUCGCUGGUUUUAAUGUGGAGGAUCCAGAGCCUCAAUGUCUAGACCCGAACAAGCUGAUCUUCUUUAAAGGGAUUGACUAUUUACCUGUGAGCAGCGACUCUGAAAGUGACAGCUACCAGAAUCUUAAGGAAGCCGGAUUGAUUUUUGCAACCAGAGACCAAGUGAGAAAGCCGAAGGUCUGUGACUACAGCCGAUACAAGCCAUCAAAUCAGAUCCUAACUGCAGAUGGGGCAGUUCCAGAAGCUUCAAGUUCCCUCAAAGUUGCUGCGACUCGAGGUCUUGGUGGCGGUGCCGGUGGCGCUGGAGGUCCUGCGAUUGAGACUGUUCGGACGAACUUCUCGGACACUUUCAUGUGGUUCAUGGUUCCUCUUGAUAAAGACGGUCACGCUGCUUUAUCGGAAAUUGUCCCAGACACCAUCACACAGUGGAAAGGAACUGCUUUCUGCCUGUCCGAUAAGGGAGGUUUUGGGAUGACCAAGUAUGCGGCCAACUAUACAACAUACUUGCCGUUCUUCGUCGAGCUCACCAAGCCCUAUUCCUUCAUCCGGGGGGAGACUUUAGUCCUGGUAGCAGUUGUACAAAACUAUCUGGAGCAAUGUGUCAAGGUUCGAGUGACUUUGGUAGCUUCCAACGCUUUCACUGCGCAACUGAAGGAAGGAACCCAGGACGCCUGUGUGUGCUCCAAAAACCGAGCCUCCUAUUCCUGGGAGGUUCAAGCAAAUGUUCUUGGAGAAAUGAGCUUCUCAGUGACGGCACAAACCACUUUUAUUGGGCAGUCAUGUGAUGGAUCUAAUGAUGCUUCCCAGCCUCCUCGCAAGGACACCGUUGUGCAAUCCAUUUUAGUAGAGCCUGAAGGAAUCAGCCAAGAACUGACUUUAAGCAAUCUCGUCUUUGUGAAACCCGGCGCGAAGUCAACAUUGCCAGUCCGUAUAACCCUUCCAAAAAACGUGGUGCCAGAUUCUAUCUCUGCGUAUAUAGCUGCUGUUGGUGAUGUGUUUGGACUCCCAUUGGCAAACCUUGAGGAUUUGGUCCAGAAGCCGUAUGGAUGUGCAGAACAAAACCUGGCGCGAGUAGCUCCUAUUGUACAUGUGCUUGACUAUCUCAACAACACAGGCCAGCUAUCGCCUGAAAUUCUGGAGAAGGGAAAGCGGUACUUAUUGGAGGGUAAAUAUAAAUCUGACACCUUUUUUAUGUGCACCAAAUUCUUUUUUUUUCUCUUUCAAAAAGAUUUUAGAUAUUAUCGUCACCUUGGAUAUGCCAGCGGAGACGCUUAUAGAGUGUUUCACAGCUCCGUAGAACCCAAUUCAUGGCUGACCGUAUACAGCAUGAAGACCUUUGAACAAGCCAAGAGAUACAUUGAAAUUGAUGAAACCAGACAGCAGCAAACCCUCAUCUGGCUGGAGAACCAGCAGAGGCUUGACAAUGGCUGCUUUGAACCCCAAGGAACCUUGUUCACAUUCCAGGUCAGAAAAGACACAAACAGUUCCAUCCACUACACGGCAUAUGUUGCAAUUUCACUUCUCGAAACCAAAUACAGCUUGGGGAAAACGCUGCUGGAAGGAGCUAUGGGGUGUCUGAAAAAUGCAUCAAAAACAAAGCAAAAAACUGGUGAUGAAGUCCUCAUGCUGUACGCCUUCACACUGGCUGGUCUCCCAGAAUACAGAGAUCCUCUGAUGGCAAAACUCAUGAAGAAAGCCAUAGUUAAAGAUGGCACAAUACACUGGGAAAGAGAAGACAUGCCUACAUUGCGGCCAGUUCCAUUCUUCUUUCCUAUAUAUAACUCAGCUGAGGUGCAGCUCACGGCUUACAUGUUACUAAGCAUGAUUCAAGCGAAUGUUAAACCGACUACCCCGGCAUCGGUGUCCAAGAAACCGAAAUCAAUUGUAGCGCCCCCUGUAUCUGAAAAAGUCCUGGCAACAAUGGCUCAGAUGUCCCUGUGGCUCACUCGGCAGCAGAACGCUCAUGGAGGGUUCUCCUCUACAUCGGACACGGUUGUCGCUCUCCAGGCUCUCGCUGCUUUUGCAAAGCUGCUGUACACUCCGAAUUCCCAGCAAACCAUUCGGAUCAAAAACCGCAAUGGAAAUGUUGGGAACCUGAACUUGAGUCCUGAAAACCGGCUGCUGGUGCAGAGAUACGAUUUGCCAGAUGCUAGCGGUGACUACAGCUUGGAUGUAGAAGGGAACGGAUGGAGUCUGAUCCAGACCGUAAUCAAAUACAAUAUCCCGAUACCGAAAGACAACUCUGCUUUCUCCCUAUCCUUGUCCACCGCCUCCAAUACCUGCCUGAAUGGAGUGACUAAGGCUUUCAACAUGACUGCCAAUCUCAG